AUGUCGAGAAUACGCCCGCUCGCUCAAACCGCGAGAUGCGCAAGAGCUUCUGCGCUUAUACGACCCGUAAUACCACUGGUCACGUUGCGGCACUCCUCCGCAAAGACCGCCGUAGACAUCGAAGCCCUGCUGUCCGAACCCACAUGGUCCGUCAAGACGCUGCUUCCUGCCGACGCUCAAACCGCCGAUGCGCCAACCAUUACAUCUAAGCAAUUGCGACACCUCCUCAAUCUCUCCGCAUUACCUGAGCCGAAGGACGAAGCAGAGGAGACAAAAAUGCUGCAGACCCUACGGUCGCAGCUCCACUUCGUCCGUGCCAUCCAAGAAGUCGACACAAAAAGCGUACCCCCGCUACGGGCCAUUCGAGACGAGACACGCGCCGCUGAGGAUGAGAAUAAAAUAUCUGUUAGCUCUCUCAAAAAGGCUCUAGAGCAGGAAGAGGUGCGCGGGAAGCAUUAUAAGAGGAUUCAGAGGAAAGAAGGUCCUGUGGACACCAAAGGCGCCGAAGACUGGGAUGUGCUUGCUCAUGCCGAGCGCAAAGCCGGCAAAUACUUCGUGGUGGACAGUGGAAAGACGUAA
Lasiodiplodia theobromae is the source of this 579-nucleotide messenger RNA. RefSeq lists its product as uncharacterized. The record is from RefSeq and is a predicted model, not a curated record. The transcript has a single exon. Bases 1 to 579 code for a protein of 192 amino acids. Gene Ontology annotation, molecular function: glutaminyl-tRNA synthase (glutamine-hydrolyzing) activity. NCBI's taxonomy places the organism in Eukaryota, Fungi, Ascomycota, Dothideomycetes, Botryosphaeriales, Botryosphaeriaceae. Gene Ontology annotation, biological process: regulation of translational fidelity; glutaminyl-tRNAGln biosynthesis via transamidation.